Molecule: messenger RNA, 1069 nt
Organism: Camarhynchus parvulus
Lineage: Eukaryota; Metazoa; Chordata; Aves; Passeriformes; Thraupidae
Gene: GPD1
Product: glycerol-3-phosphate dehydrogenase 1
Exons: 8
Coding region: 20-1069 (349 amino acids)
Biological process (GO): glycerol-3-phosphate catabolic process; carbohydrate metabolic process
Cellular component (GO): glycerol-3-phosphate dehydrogenase (FAD) complex; cytosol
Molecular function (GO): NAD binding; protein homodimerization activity; glycerol-3-phosphate dehydrogenase [NAD(P)+] activity
Source: RefSeq, a predicted model, not a curated record
GUGCCCCGCUCCCGGCACCAUGGGGGGCAAGAAGGUUUGCGUCGUGGGCUCUGGCAACUGGGGCUCGGCCAUCGCCAAGAUCGCCGGCAGCAACACAGCUCGGCUGGGCAGCUUCGAGAACCAGGUGAACAUGUGGGUGCUGGAGGAGGAGGUGGGCGGCCGGCGGCUCACGGACAUCAUCAACACGGAGCACGAGAAUGUCAAGUACCUGCCGGGGCACAAGCUGCCCCCCAACGUGGUGGCAGAGCCAGACCUGCUCAAAGCCUGUGCAGGGGCUGAUGUCCUGCUGUUCGUGGUGCCCCACCAGUUCAUCGGCAAAGUCUGUGACCAGCUCAAGGGCCACGUGAAGAAAGAUGCCAUUGGGAUGUCACUCAUCAAGGGCGUGGAUGAAGGACCAGAUGGGCUGAGGCUGAUCUCAGACAUCAUCCAUGAGAAACUGGGAAUAGAAAUGAACGUGCUCAUGGGGGCCAAUAUUGCCAAUGAAGUGGCAGAAGAGAAGUUCUGUGAAACCACCAUUGGCUGCAAGAACAUGAAGCACGGGCAGAUGCUGAAGGACCUGAUGCAGACCCCCAACUUCCGUGUGUCAGUGGUGCAGGAAGCUGACACUGUAGAGAUCUGUGGGGCUCUCAAGAAUGUGGUGGCUGUAGGGGCCGGUUUCUGUGAUGGGCUUGGCUACGGUGACAACACCAAGGCUGCCGUGAUCCGCCUGGGCCUGAUGGAGAUGAUCGGCUUUGCCAAACUCUUCUGUAAGGCCCCUGUCACCUCUUCCACCUUCCUGGAGAGCUGCGGCGUUGCCGACCUCAUCACGACCUGCUAUGGGGGCCGCAACCGCAAGGUGGCCGAGGCUUUUGCCAAGACUGGGAAGUCCAUCGAGCAGCUGGAGAAGGAGAUGCUGAAUGGGCAGAAGCUGCAGGGUCCCCAGACAUCUGCUGAGCUGCAUCGAAUCCUCAAGAGCAAGAAUGCAGUGGAGAAGUUCCCCCUCUUCACUGCUGUGUAUCGGAUCUGCUACGAGGGAAAACCUGUCACUGAUUUCAUCACAUGUCUGCAGAACCACCCUGAGCACAUGUAA